GACGUUGUUGUUGUAAGUGGUGGAGAAAUUACUUUGUCGGUGGUGGUCCGGUGUAGGAUUUUACGUUUGCUUCCACCUUUGAAGAUGUUUAAAAGUUAGGAAUUGUUGGCGUUGGAAACCUAACUGAUAUCCGCAAGUCGCUACGCAGUGUAAAAGUUAAUGGGACGAUGAAAACAUCUGCGACGCCGUUCACGGUGUGGUUGUCGGUGUAAACGGAGCUCCAGGACCCCCCCCCUCCCCUCCCUCACCGUCCCUCUUCACUGGGUUUGUUAUUUAUUUCUUCACCCUGACGAUACCCGCCAACUUGUGAAUUCAUGAUCACAUGACCGUGGAUAUGGACGCGGUCCUGUCCGACUUUGUCCGUUCCACUGGAGCUGAACCAGGAUUGGCCAGAGACCUGCUGGAGGGCAAGAACUGGGAUAUCACAGCUGCCCUCAGCGACUUUGAGCAGCUACGACAGGUGCAUGCUGGGAACCUGACGUAUUCCUUUGCAGAGGAGAGGUCGUAUUUGCCUCCUGAAAAGGAGAUGGCCCGAGUGGGACGACCUGUUCUCCAGCGCCAAGACGAGGUGGUGCAAGCGGCUACAGAGAAGCGCCUCUCUCGGGGUAUUUCCCACGCCAGUUCCACCAUCGUGUCCCUGGCCCGUUCCCACGUUUCCAGUACUGGAGGCAGUAGCAGCGAGCUCCUCCUGGACACGCCCCUCUGCACCUUCCAGCUCCCAGACCUCACCGUUUACCGCGACGACUUCCGCGGCUUCAUCGAGAGAGAUCUGAUUGAGCAGUCCAUGAUGGUGGCACUGGAGCACGCUGGGCGGCUGAACUGGUGGACUAAGGUGGUUCCAAACUGUCAGAAUCUUCUGCCUCUGGCGACCAGCGGCGAUGGAAACUGUCUGUUACACGCUGCCUCUCUGGGUAUGUGGGGUUUUCACGACCGGGACCUGAUGCUGAGGAAGUCCCUGUAUGCCCUGAUGGAUCAUGGGAUGGAGAGGGAAGCACUGAGGCGUCGGUGGAGGUGGCAGCAGACCCAGCAGAACAAGGAGUCUGGGCUGGUGUACACUGAGGAGGAGUGGCAGAAAGAGUGGAAUGAACUGUUAAAGCUGGCGUCCAGUGAGCCCAGAAUCCACUACAGCACCAACGGCAGCAGUGGGGCCGAGUCGUCAGAUGAACCCGUUUAUGAAAGUUUAGAGGAGUUCCACGUGUUUGUGUUGGCCCACGUCCUCAGGAGACCCAUCGUCGUAGUCGCUGACACCAUGUUACGAGACUCUGGAGGAGAAGCCUUUGCUCCCAUUCCCUUCGGAGGCAUCUACCUACCGCUGGAGGUACCGGCCGCGAAGUGCCAUCGCUCGCCGCUGGUCCUGGCGUACGACCAGGCCCAUUUCUCCGCUCUGGUGUCCAUGGAGCAGAAGGACAACUCCAAAGAGCAAGUGGUCAUCCCUCUCACGGACUCGGAACACAAAAUGCUACCUCUGCACUUCGCCGUGGAUCCGGGGAAGGACUGGGAGUGGGGAAAGGACGACAUGGACAAUGUGAUGCUGGCAAGUGUGGCUCUGUCUUUGGAGGCCAAGCUCCAGAUGUUACACAGCUACAUGACGCUCACCUGGCUGCCGCUGCCCUGUGAGCAGGCGCCUCUGGCCCAGCCUGAGUCUCCAACAGCAUCGGCAGGAGAAGAUGCCCGAACGCCACCGGACUCAGGAGAGUCCGACAAGGAGUCGGUGAGCAGCAGUUCCAACGGCAACGGGGAAACCACCACAGCGUCCACCGUCAAUGGAGGGGGGGCCUUGGCCAAGAACAGCUCCUCUUCCUCAUGUAGCUCCUCGAGCAACGGGUCUUCUUCAACAGGGGUCGGCACAGCAGGAAAGGACAAACCCAAGAAGGACAAGGACAAAGACAAGAAGAGGGCCGACUCUGUGGCUAACAAACUUGGCAGCUUCGGCAAGAGUCUGGGCAGCAAGCUGAAGAAGAACGUGGGUGGACUGAUGACAGGGAAGAAUGCUGGGGCUGGAGGCGCCAAGCAGGAGGCCGGGGAGAAAAAGAAGGGCUCGUUUAGGGGGAGGAAAGGCAGCAAGGACAGUUCACCCUCUGCCCACGCCUCAGAGGAUUCUGGGAAAGGCUCCCCCUCCUCAGGCAGUGAGCGUCUGAACGGGACGGGGAGCAGCACGAGCAGCGGCGGCAGCAGCACCGAGGGCGACCCCUACAAGUACAGCGCCGACGUGAAGGUGAGUCUGGGCAUCCUGCGUGCAGCCAUGCAAGGAGAGAGGAAGUUCAUCUUCGCCAGUCUGCUCACUACGAGCAACCGGCAGCCGUUCCAGGAGGAGAUGAUCCAGCGCUACCUCGUCGACGCCGAGGAGCGCUUUAGGGCUGAACAAGAGCAACAGCGGCGAGAUGCAGAGAGGAAGGGCAUCACGAACGGCAUCCAGCCCCCCAAGAAAGACAUGGUAGGUACAGAGCUGAGCUACCGGCCGUACGAGCCCAAAGAGGAGCUGUCAGAAAACUCCCCUCCUUCCUUCAACCACCUCAAGCCCACUCCGUUAAGCCCAUCCAUGUACUCUGGUGUGGUGCCCAUUCCCCGGCCUUCCUUCAUUGAGCAUCCCCCCGCCGCGCCCCCCCUCACUCAGCACCUUCAUAUGCACGGCUACAUGGAUACUCGGCGCCAGCUGGCCGGUGGCUCCCCGGCGACCUCCUACCCUGGCCUCCCCUCGUACGCUACUCUGCCGCGACACUGCCCCACGACGCAGAUUCCACCCCACCCCCAGUACAAUUCCCAAGGCCCCCCCGCCCUGGGCCCCCCCGCCCUGAGCCCCUCCCGCCUGGCCCCUUCGUACCCUCUGGAGUUCGACCCUCCAGACUACCCAGGGGCCCAACCCAUUGCGAGCUACACCAACGGUUUCCGGGACAUGCGCUCCAACAUAGACUGUCGGAGCGGGCCUCCUCCAGUCAGACACUACUCACUGGGCAGCGCCGGUGGUUUGGCCAACCUGCAGUCCACCCGCUGCAGGACACUCGACUGUCCCUACUACGGACAUCCAGAGACGGGAAACUUCUGCUCCUACUGCUACCGGGAAGAGCUGAAGAAGAGGGAGACAGAGCCAGCCAUUCACAGGUUCUGAACGGACCAGGACAUGGUUUGGAAUUUGCCCAGUGGCCUUUUUCAGUUCCAAUAACGGUGAUGGUCGACCUCUGGAACCACAGAUGGGAGAACCAGCUCUUCUACUUUUCAGCUGUGUCACUUCCUGUCGGAGUAGACGGACUCGCAGCGGGAGACUCUGUCAUGUGGAAGCAAGACGUAUUAACUGACGAAACAGUGACUGGAUGAAAAUGCAUUUGAAUUUAAAUUUGGAGCCGUAGUGGAGUGUUGUCGGUCAGAGUGUCCAAGUGCCCGUCAGAUUUCAACUGUAAUGUAAAGUUUUAAGGUGUACCACCUUAAAAGGCAUACCACCUUAAAACAUCCAAUCUGAAGACAGUUGAGCUCUUCUGUCUCACGUCCGUCUGGUGGAAUUGGCUGAAUGUAAGGACAGGCCACCGUGGAGCUUGGGCUGCGUCUCUAAAUUUGCUAACACUUGCUAACGGUAUUGUGAUCAGUUUGCACCUUUUUUGUACCAGAAUGACUCAGGCCUGAAACCCUCAGCUCCGACUCCCAAGGUCAAUGAAAACAGAUGUGAAAUGAAGAAAGAGGGAUUGAUUUUAAGGUAUUUUAAGUAAAACCAUGGGGAUUCGAUGAAAACAGCCAUGUUUCAUCGACUUACAUUCAUUGAACUAUAAUAAUAAUAAUGAUAAUAAUAAUAAUAACAACAAUAAUAAUACAGUGGUUUUAUUUAGUGCUUUUCUAGGUA
Molecule: messenger RNA, 3829 nt
Organism: Sphaeramia orbicularis (orbiculate cardinalfish)
Lineage: Eukaryota; Metazoa; Chordata; Actinopteri; Kurtiformes; Apogonidae
Gene: otud7b
Product: OTU deubiquitinase 7B
Exons: 12
Coding region: 323-3106 (927 amino acids)
Biological process (GO): protein deubiquitination involved in ubiquitin-dependent protein catabolic process; protein K48-linked deubiquitination; protein K63-linked deubiquitination
Cellular component (GO): cytoplasm; nucleus
Molecular function (GO): DNA binding; zinc ion binding; K63-linked polyubiquitin modification-dependent protein binding
Source: RefSeq, a predicted model, not a curated record